AUGUCUGUGGUACAGUCCUCCAUAGCUGACCUCGUUCGCAACUCCGGGACCCUGCGCGGGGGCCGCCGGACUGAGAUGCCAGAACCCGUCCACCGGCCGCGCACUCUGUAUGAUAAGAUAUGGGAUGAUCAUGUAGUUGAUCAGCAGGAAGAUGGACUGGCGCUCCUUUACAUCGACAGGCACCUCGUCUUUGAAGUAUCUAGCCCUCAAGCGUUUGAUGGUCUGCGUGCCGCCGGACGUGCAGUUCGGCGUACAGACUGUACUCUCGCGACAGUCGACCAUAAUGUCCCUACGGCCAGCCGCAAGAACUUCACCUCAGCGAGCACGUUCAUUGAGGAGCCGGACUCGCGUGCACAAGUGAUGGCUCUGGAGGAGAACGUGAAAGAGUUCGGCUUGACGUACUUUGGCCUGUCGGAUCGUCGUCAGGGCAUUGUGCACAUCAUCGGACCCGAACAAGGAUUCACUCUGCCUGGCAUCACCUGCGUAGCUGGUGAUUCGCACACAUCGACUCAUGGCGCCUUUGGCUCUCUUGCUUUUGGAAUCGGUACAUCCGAAGUCGAGCACGUUCUCGCAACGCAGACCCUCCUCCAAAAGAAAGCCAAGAACAUGCGCAUCACCGUCGAAGGCACUCUUCCCGAAGGCGUGAACUCGAAGGACGUGAUCCUGCACAUCAUCGGCGUCAUCGGCACAGCAGGCGGUACGGGCGCCGUCAUCGAAUACGCGGGCUCGAUCUUCCGCGGUUUCAGCAUGGAAGCGCGUAUGAGCGUCUGCAACAUGAGCAUUGAAGCGGGCGCUCGUGCGGGUAUGGUCGCGCCGGACGAGACUACGUUUGAGUAUCUCAAGGGCCGACCGCUCGCGCCGAAAGCAGAAGAGUGGGACCGCGCGGUGGCGUACUGGAAGACGCUCAGGUCGGAUGAGGGCGCGAAGUUCGACAUUGAGGUCAAUAUCCGCGCCGAGCAUAUCAUUCCGACCGUGACCUGGGGUACUUCGCCGCAGGACGUCGCACCUAUUACCGGCACUGUCCCCAAUCCGGCGGACUUCGCCGAUCCCGGCAAGCGCGCUGCCGCCGAGCGAUCGCUGAAGUACAUGGGUCUCAAGCCCGGUACCAAGCUGGAAGACAUCACUAUCGACAAAGUCUUCAUCGGGUCGUGCACGAACAGCCGUAUCGAGGACCUGCGCUCUGCCGCCCGGAUCGUACUCGCCGCUGGACCCGAAGCCAAGGUCGCCCCGAACGUCUACGCCAUGGUCGUCCCCGGCUCCGGUAUCAUCAAACAGCAUGCCGAAGCGGAGGGUCUGGACGUCAUAUUCAAGCGCGCGGGCUUCGAUUGGCGCGAGGCAGGCUGCUCGAUGUGCCUGGGUAUGAACCCCGACCAGCUCUCUCCCGGGGAACGCUGCGCCAGUACGAGUAAUCGGAACUUUGAAGGACGGCAAGGAGCUGGCGGACGGACGCACCUCAUCAGCCCUGCCAUGGCUGCUGCUGCCGCGAUCACGGGCAAGCUUACGGAUGUGCGUCGGUUCUUGGGCGUCGACACGAGCCAGGCCUCUGCUCUGAAAGUAACGAAGGAGGCAAAGGAGUUCCUCACAGAAACCGUGCCGCCUCCGCCGGACCCUGCUACCAACACAACGAACCUACCGAAAGCCGACUCACCUUCGCACAUGGAGAAGUUCACGAUCGUCAAAGGCAUCGCCGCGCCGCUCUACAUGGAGAACGUCGACACAGACAUGAUUCUCCCCAAGCAGUUCUUGAAGACCCUCAAACGCACUGGUCUGGCAGAUGCACUGUUCCUGCCGUUGCGCAAGGAUCCAAAGACCGGAGAACCUACCGACUUCGUGCUCAAUUGCGCUCCGUACGAUAAGGCGAAGAUACUCGUCGUGACUGGCAAGAACUUCGGUUGUGGGAGCUCGCGUGAACAUGCGCCGUGGAGUCUAAAGGACUUCGGCAUCCGCACUAUCAUCGCGCCCAGCUUUGGCGAGAUCUUUUUCUACAACUCCAUGCAGAACGGCAUGCUACCCGUCUCGCUGUCCGAAGUUGAAUGUCGCGCCCUUGCUGAAGACGCAGCCGCUGGUCUUGAGCUUGAGGUCGAUCUUGAGAAGGGGGAGGUGCGCCGAUCGAAUGGCCAGCCACCGAUACCCUUCAAGAUCGAUGCUUUCCGCCGCCAUUGCCUGCUCAAUGGUCUCGAUGACAUCGCGUUGACGAUGCAGAAGGAGAACUUGAUCUCUGAGUUCGAGGCGCGUCGUAGUGAGCGGUGGAGUUGGUUGGACGGGUUUGGAUAUGAGGGCAAGAAGAUCGCUGUCGCCUCAAGUAAGAAGGGCACAAAGAUGGAUUGGUGA
Messenger RNA from Peniophora sp. CBMAI 1063, 2331 nucleotides. Lineage: Eukaryota; Fungi; Basidiomycota; Agaricomycetes; Russulales; Peniophoraceae. The record is from the annotation of a GenBank genome assembly.